AAAAUAAUUUAUUUUGUAGUUAAAUUGUAAUGAGUUCUUGUUGUGGCAAUGAGUUUAUUACUAACGCAGCACUAAGUGAAGUGCUGUCUGCUAACUACGAGCUAUUUGCAAAUUUAUUCGAUUUAGAAGAUAAUUCGUGGGUUAUUCUUAUUAGUAUUAUCGUUAUUGGUAUAUCAACAUUCGUGGUGUUUCGAAGGUCAGUUUGGUGUUCGCGUUAAAUACCUAUUAGAAAUGUUAAUGAAAGUAAAAGUGUUGUAAUGUAAUCGCUUAUCUACAUAGAAGUCACCGUGAGUUGCACACCUUAAAGGGCGAACGCGGUCGCUCCAGUACCAGCGGGCGGGGAGGCGAGCCCCGCGGGCCCGCCGGCCGAGGACGCCAUGAGGGGAGUCGAAGGGACACCAGAGGAACAGGAAAAAUUAGCUACAGGAAACAACAAUGGCUCCCUGGACUGCAAACUGCCGCCCCAGCAGGCCGUCCCUCGCUCCGCCUUCCAUUCGACACGAGUCUUCAUGCUGGUUUUCCUAUCCGGCUGGGUGCUGCAGGGGAUGUUCCUCACGUAUUUUGUGAGCGUGACGACAACAGUUGAGAAACUUUUUAAGAUCGAGUCGAAGACGACGGGGACGUUGCUGGCGGCGACGGAGAUCGGUCAGAUAUGUACGGCGUUGUUUUUGACGUACCUGGCGGGGCGGGGGCACCGGCCGCGAUGGAUCGCGUGCAUGAUGCUGGUGCUGGCCGUGGGGGUAAUCGGCUGCGUGCUGCCCCACAUGAAAUACGGGACGGAGCUGUUGGAUGUGCACCUGGGCUCGCACAAAGGCGGGGCGGCUCCGAUCUGUUCGGACGGGACGACGAACAACAGUUCUUGUGACGCGGCGCACGUGCAGAGCUCGGCGAACCGCGCCUCGAUGACGGCGGUGGUGAUCCCGUGGCUGUUCGUGUGCCUGCUGGUCGUGGGCGUGGGACAGACCGGCAUCGCUACCCUGGGGAUCCCCUACGUCGACGACAACGUCGGCAGCCGGCAGUCGCCACUCUACAUGGCGAUCACUAUCGGCAUCAGGGUGAUUGGACCAGCGUUGGGCUUCCUUCUUGGGGCUCUGUGCACCAGGGUGUACGUGGACCCCCUUGCAGAUCCCGGCUACGACUCCAGUGACCCACGAUGGGUGGGAGCCUGGUGGCUUGGGAUGGUGUUCAUCGCCGGAUUCAUCGUGAUCCUGUCGGCGCUUAUGUUUUUCUUCCCGAAGCAGAUUCGGCAGGAGCCUGUGCCCGUCAUUAGGAAGAGCAAAGAGAAGAGCCAGCCAUUAUUCAAAGAUUUCUUCGCCACAAUAAAGCGGCAGCUGACCAACGACAUCCUGAUGUGGCGGACGGCAUCGUCUGUGCUCCACCUCAUGCCGAUCUCCGGGGUCUACAGCUUCCUCCCCAAAUACUUGGAGAAGCAGUUCCGAUUGCCGACACACGACGCCAAUCUAGUCUCGGGUUUGGGCGGUAUUCUAGUCAUGGGUCUGGGCAUCAUCACGUCGGGCGUGGUGAUAUUAAAGCUGGUGCCCACCGCGCGGCAGGUCGCGGCGUGGACGGCGGCUACGGCUGUCAUUUAUAGCGCCGGUAUGGUGGUGCUGAUGUUCGUGAGCUGCCCGGAAGAAAGCUAUCGUGCGCUCAGCUCGGGAGUCACUGGUGCCGGGGGCAAUCUCUCCUGCAGCGCCGAGUGCGCCUGUGAUGGCGUGGCAUACAGCCCGGUGUGCGGACAGGACGCCUACACAUAUACGUCGCCGUGCCAAGCGGGCUGUUUGGGAAGCGUGCAAGUAGACAACAGUACAUGGCUGUACCACGGUUGCGGCUGCAUCGCCAACAACGGCACCGCGCCUAAAGCGAUCAGCGCUUUCGAGCGCUACGCCCUUCUCAACGAGUCAUCCGACUUAAUCCGUGAUAUCCAAUCGGACGAAUACAGUCUAUCUGGUUACGCGGUGACGGGCGAAUGUGGAGGCCCUUGCAAGCAGAUCUACGUGUUUAUAGCGAUAUUCGCUGCGAUCAUGUUUGUACACGCCAGUGGGGAAGUCGGUGCAGUGCUGCUUAUCAUACGGUGUACGGAUAAACACGACAAAGCGAUGGCGAUGGGCGUGAUCCAGUUCGCGAUCGGCGUAUUCGGCAACGUGCCAUGCCCCAUAGUGUUCGGCGCCGCUAUAGACGCCGCGUGUCGCGCGAGGGAUGUGCUCUGUGGCGCGCUUGGCGCUUGUGCGUCCUAUGACAACGACAGUUUAAGACAUUUGUUCUUAGGUUUAUCAUCGGGGCUGAUGUUCCUGGCGUUCAUCAUGGACAUGCUGGUGUGGAGCCGCGCGGGCCGCAUCGACAUGAACCCCGCCGACCGCGAGCCGCAGUCCCCGCGCGACGCCGCUCCGCUCGCGCUCACACCGCCGGAGAGCCAGCUCUGAUACCUGUACGAGUCACACUUCUAGACGGCUAGCGGGGGAACCCUGCGCGGUAACUACAGCGCUGUGAACUUGGGCGGCGACAACCCUGCACCGUAGCCACGAGGGGGCGGUGCCGACCGCUCGGUUAGCGCUGUGAAUGGGAGUGACGCUUCUAUGCUAUGUUUUACUCGUUGACGGAUGACUGUAGUGUUUUAAUGGUGAUUGUGACGCGUCGGAUAAUACUUUACGCUGUGAAGUAGUCGAUCGAAGUGUACGUGUUGUACGAUUGUCGAUUAGUAUGGUUUUUGUUAUCUAGAAAUUGUUUUAAAUGCCACUUUCUACCUUCAUAACAGAAUCGAUGUUGCUAUA
This is a messenger RNA of Leguminivora glycinivorella, 2768 nucleotides long. Its product is annotated as solute carrier organic anion transporter family member 74D-like. Gene Ontology annotation, biological process: transmembrane transport; sodium-independent organic anion transport. The transcript is spliced from 11 exons. Bases 378 to 2420 code for a protein of 680 amino acids. Gene Ontology annotation, cellular component: membrane. The record is from RefSeq and is a predicted model, not a curated record. Lineage: Eukaryota; Metazoa; Arthropoda; Insecta; Lepidoptera; Tortricidae. Gene Ontology annotation, molecular function: protein binding.